Molecule: messenger RNA, 3175 nt
Organism: Nerophis ophidion (straightnose pipefish)
Lineage: Eukaryota; Metazoa; Chordata; Actinopteri; Syngnathiformes; Syngnathidae
Exons: 5
Coding region: 835-2247 (470 amino acids)
Biological process (GO): positive regulation of transcription elongation by RNA polymerase II
Molecular function (GO): protein binding
Source: RefSeq, a predicted model, not a curated record
CACACCCACACACUUGUAUAAAUAUGUUUAUACCCAUGUUCUAAAAAUGAAAGAAUAUUAACUAAAAAGCAAAAAAAAAUGGACAGUUAAUUCUGCAAUGGAAAAAGUUCACUAAACAAAAAACUUAACUGAAACGUUGAAGAAAACAAAAAAAUAUAUAGUCCCAACGCUGAUACUCAACUUGUUAUCGCUAGCACCGACACCUGUAUCCAUCUGCCCAUUCACUCCAUGGAGUUAAGAUGGAAUCCAUGACAAUAUCAAUGCUGAUGAACGUCUUCGAGGCUAUUUCGCGAAAAGUUUUGAAUUUGGGAAAUAAUUCUCAGAAACAAACUGGAAAAAAAACAGGAAGCGCGAUAUUUUAAUGGUAAGUAAUGUAUUUGCCAGCUAGCUUGCCAUGUUACCUACAUGAUGUCAAAUUGAUGAAUUGGGUAUCACGAUCUUAAACGUUUUAAAGUAAUGAUAAAGUCUCACCAUCCAAAUUUUAAAGCGAACCAUUUUAUGGGCAGCGCUACUUCGCUCACAUUUGAUUAAAAAUCAAAACUAAUCCACAUUAAGACUGGGUUUAAUUACUUGACUAGUUUGGAUUAUCUUUUCGCAGGAAAGUGUUGCUAUAUGUUUGGAUGGUAUUCAAGCUGUCAUUAAAACGUUGGAUUUGUCUUUAUACCGGUGACUUUGGCAACUUAAUCAUGACGCAAUCAACGCCGUUCUUGUCCACGUGUUCGCAAUUGGGAAGUCCACGCCACUAAAAGCAUUAGCUUCGAAACGCUGUAAACACGUGAACCGCUUUGCUGUGUGUUUUCCUUCCAAAGAUUGCAGUGCGAUGCCAAAGUAAAGAUGCACUUAUACAAGUUCGCGGCCUACGAGGUGAAGCUCUUCAAAGAGCUCCAGAGACAACAAAACAGUGCACAGUUCUGCGAUGCACUUUUGCAAACUGAAGGUAUCUCUGUCCCCGUCCAUAGCUGUGUUCUGGCAGCACUCAGCCCUUAUAUGUUCCAGCAGUUAUCAGCCACACCGUCUCCUCCUCCUGGGCAGAAGCGGCAACUCCUGCUUCAGGGUCUGAGCAGCCACACCCUUUUGAAGCUGGUGGCUCUACUUUACACCGGGGAAGUGCAGCUAAACGAAUGGGAUCGCAAUGACGUUAUGGCUGCAGCCAGGAGGUUUGGGAUGAUGCCCCUAAUCCCAAAAAUGGAGAACCGGGGUCAAUGUUGCGUGUCUACAGAUGCAGCCAUGGAGAGGGCAUCAUGGAGGAAAACUCAAGAUGCUCAAAAGCAGGCAAGAAAAAAAGAUAUGGGCUCGUCAGUAGAAAUAAGGUGUGAGUGCAGAGAACCUCAAACCAAAGCUCCAACCCCAAAGCGUAUUGCACUUCGAUCCCAAAACAUCCCACCGUACUUUGGGGAGGCUAGUCUCCCCCAACCUUCUGUCAGUCUAGCAAAUCCCAAAUUAAAUCCACAAGCCUCCCAAACACCAACUCUGAGCGUGUCCAACAUCGAUGGAGCGACUGGUGCCGGCCGCAGUACGCAUGUCCCGACUUGGAUGAGCGCGUCCGAUGGUGGAUGUGACGAGAUGUCUGCGAGCGGAGUACCGAAGAUGUCGGAAGAUGAGAACAGCAAUUUGGCUUGGCGGAGGUACGCCACAGCCAAUAUAGCCAACAAGAACAUGGAGAAAAUGAAGCAGACAGAUGCGUCUCAGAUUUCCGUCAAGGUGAAGCUGAGGAGGAGCAUGAGAAAGACAAAAAGACAAUCAUGGGAGGUCGUGUCCACGCAAGAAGACCAGACAGUGUUGUCAUUGGCAUCCUUGUCUCUGGAAAGCUCCAACCACAAAAAAACACAGAAAGACCUGUCAAACAUCCAGACAACACCCUCCAUGACCCACCCACCCCCAGAUCGGACACAUCAUGUCCAUAAUACUCAAUCUGAAAGCAGCAAGUCCACUGAAUCCCGAGUCUGCUCCAACAACACACCUAACCCAGCGUGUAACCCACCUUCACAGACACAUGACAACAUUGAAUCUGCAUAUAGACUGCAACAGACUCAUGGCUCUGGAGAAAUAUCUGGGGAACAAGUUUGGAGGAUGUUGGAUGACAUGAGCUGGAACGUCCUGCCCGACAAAGCAGUCCAAGAGGAUGGCACAGGACCGACUAAGAUGCUUUCCUGUGUCACUUCAUCCGAGUGUCCAAUAUCCCAAAACUUUUGCGUUCAAAGUGGCCAGCCAUCAACACACACAGUUUCCCCUCACUUCCUACCGUAAGGAGCGCUACUGCCCACUGGCGCUGAAGAGACGAGAUGCGCGGCCGCCAUCUUGGAGUGGUGAUCCACUCCACUCAGUGCAAUCAUUUGGCAUGAGCAAUGAACUGUCAGCGCAUUUUAUCCCACUGAAUACCACUGAUUUUCACGCGCUUUUUUGUCAUACGUGUAACUAUGAUAAAGGACACAUGUUUUGGCAUGCUCAUAGUUUGCUUUACAGUAAUAGAAUAUUCUUAUGUGCUAUAAAUGACCAGACAUCCAAGAUCAAAACUGGGAAUAAUAAUCCCAGAGAAGGGGGAAAAAACGGUCAGCUAUAUUUAAGUUGAAGAAAAAAUAUGAUUAAGUUAUAUAUACAUGCGCAUAUCCUACGUAAACACUGUAUGAGUAUACUAGAUAUCUAUAUAUCUUACGGACCAAUAGACUGUAUCUGUGUUGCUGCAACAGCAGAGAGUUUAUUCUGUCUUGACACUAUGUAUUGAUAUUUUCUAUUACAUUCUUCCCGUAAAAGAUCAUGUUUACAGUGAUUGUUGUAUAUGUAUUUUUCAUGUAUGUUGCUUUGGAUAAAAGUGUCUGCCAAAUACUUAAACAUAUAUAAACACCUGAAAGUCUUUAUAUCAGCUAAAACCACCAAGCUGUUUCACUGGAUUCAGGAUAAAACCAAAGUCUGUCUAACCCAACAAAUUUAGUAUUUGAAUAUUGUUACUUGAAGACUUAUUCCUGGUUACUGUUAAGAGAGUAUUGUCUUAAGUUUGGCCUAAAAUGAGAAUGCAACAUAAUCAGUGGUGGCUGGUGAAUUUUGUUUUAGGAGGUGCUGAAAGUUUGUAAACCAAAUACCUGUAGGGGCUUCAUCCUGCCCCAGAAGAUUUCUUUGUGUUUUUCAUAUACAAAUAUUAAAGAUCUUUGCUCCUUCUCAACUCUGUGGUCAAGCUGCA